CCCGGCUGCGGCCCGGCCCGGCACCAUGCUGAACGUGACGCCGCCGGCCUUCCCCGCGCCCGGCUCCCAGCAGCGAGCGGCAGCGGGUGCCCGCAGCAAGGUACCUUUAAAACCAGGAAGGAGUCUUAUGGAUUGGAUUCGGCUGACUAAAAGCGGGAAGGACUUGACUGGUUUGAAAGGGAGGCUGAUUGAAGUGACUGAAGAUGAGCUCUCUAAACACAACAAAAAGGAGGACUGCUGGAUAUGUAUAAGAGGAUUUGUAUAUAAUGUGACUCCCUACAUGGAGUACCAUCCAGGUGGUGAGGAUGAACUAAUGAAAGCAGCAGGAACUGAUGGUACAGAUCUCUUUGAUCAGGUUCAUCGCUGGGUCAAUUAUGAAUCAAUGCUGAAGGAAUGUCUUGUUGGGAGAAUGGCUGUCAAGCCUAUUGCUGCUCCAAAAGUGCUUGCAGAGAUUUCUUCUACUGUGUCUGAAGACAAGAAACAGCUUAAUGGUGUGCUUCCUGAGAAGAAAGUACUGGCUUCUUCUUCUAAAGAUUUAAGUCCAAGUUAUGACUGGUUCCAAACAGAUAGUUUGAUCAAAAUUGUCAUAUAUACUAAGCAGAAGAACAUGAAUGCAGAGUUGGUGAUAGUUGACUGUCAAGACAAACAAUUACGGGGAGAGAUCAUCAUGGAUGACCACUCAUAUCUUGUAGAAGUUGAUUUGGAUCAUGCAGUUUCAGAAGAUGUGGCUGUAAAUAUUGCUGAAAAAAUAGGGAAAGUAGAGAUCAUCUUAAAUAAAAAGGAUAACAUCCAUUGGAAAAUGCUGGGACAGCCUCGGGAGGGUCAUAAUACAUUUAUCAAACGCACAGUCAGAGGACUGUUCUUCAGGAAAUGCAAGUUGGUUUCUAAGACAGAAGUUACCCAUGACACCAAACUCUUCUGCCUAAUGUUGCCUAAGGGCACACAUCUCUGUGUUCCCACAGGACAACAUGUUUACCUCAAACAAAUUAUUGCAGGGACAGAGGUAGUAAAACCAUACACACCUGUGUUGCCUUUUUUACCACUGGAUUUCCAAGAACCACCUCGCCAUGAUAGUGUGCAUAUAUAUUUAAUGAUUAAAAUUUAUUCCCAUGGACUGUUCACACAGGCACUUGACCACCUACAAAUUGGAGACUAUAUUUCUGUCAGCAAUCCUGAAGGCAACUUCAAGAAGUCUCAAGUUCAAACUUCAGAAGAUCUCCUCUUAUUAGCAGGAGGCACAGGUUUCACACCAAUGGUUAAGCUGCUGAAUUUUGCUCUAACUGAAGUUAGCUGUCUCAGGACAGUGAAGCUGAUCUUCUUCAACAAAACUGAGGAUGACAUACUCUGGAGAAGCCAACUAGAGCAAUUAGCUCUUAAAGAUGAAAGGUUUGAGGUUCAAUUCAUUCUUUCACAACCAUCAAAAGACUGGGUGGGUAAACAAGGGAAGAUUUCUUCAUGUCUUCUCUCUGAGUUUGUGAAAAGGAGCAGAAGAGACUCCAAAGUGCUUAUCUGCAUCUGUGGUCCAGCACCUUUUACAGAACAAGGAGUACAAUAUCUGAAGAAUCUUGGAUACUCCCAAGAAGAGAUACAUGCUUUUACUGCAUAAACCCAUAGGAGGAUAUCAAUGUUUGUUUGUAUAAUUCAGUGUUAUUUAUUUAUCUUCAUGAAUUUAAAUAAGUGAGAAACAAUUUUGUAAGACUUGAAAUUUCACUCUUGGUACCAAACUGUUUCUUGGAAGAAGCAUAUCUUUGAAAAAGGUUUUAUACUGUGUUUUAUCUUCUUUUUGUAAAUAUUUUUGCUAAUAUUUAAGUUAUCCAGGGUAUUAAUUUAUUGGUGAGGCAAGCAAAAAAGUAUAGUCUACAUUAUGUCAGUUAUUUCAUGUUGUUGGUUCAUGAGAAUUCUUGACUUUACAACAAGCUCUGAUUAAGGUUUUGACUUGAUAAUGCUUAUUAUUUCUUACUGUAAAAUGUCCAAAGAGCAAUACUGUCUGAAAUUAAAUAUUGCACUGUAACUCAGGUAAUUGGUCAUUCAAAAAUUUUCCUUUUCAUCUGAUGUCUCUAUUUGACUUGAAAGUGAUCCAGAUACAUUUUUGGUUUUGUAAACAAGGAAGAAUAAUACCUUUGGUAAAAUAUAAAAUCUACAUCAAAUUAAAAAAAAAUAAUUUUACAUUA
This is a messenger RNA of Pseudopodoces humilis (Tibetan ground-tit), 2171 nucleotides long. RefSeq names its product cytochrome b5 reductase 4 (gene CYB5R4). Gene Ontology annotation, molecular function: cytochrome-b5 reductase activity, acting on NAD(P)H; heme binding. The record is from RefSeq and is a predicted model, not a curated record. Gene Ontology annotation, biological process: superoxide metabolic process. Gene Ontology annotation, cellular component: cytoplasm; endoplasmic reticulum. NCBI's taxonomy places the organism in Eukaryota, Metazoa, Chordata, Aves, Passeriformes, Paridae.